GGCCUGUCCCCAGUCCAGCAAAAUUGCAGCUCUUUUGCCUGCUCACACUUAAACUGUAUUUUUCCUGUUCUGCUUGCUCUUGUCACAGCUUCCCCAGGCAAGGCCCAUCCUGACACCUUGCUGGAUUUUCCACGACUGUGUGAGGAUCCUGACAUGGAAUCUGUUGAUUCGCCAUUCUGACACGAGCAGCCUCAGAGACUCAGUCCGUGUUCCCUGAACAGCACCCCACUGUUGAAACAUGACUUAGUUUUCUUCGUUGUGCUGGGAAGCUGCAUUUGAUCAUGGAUUGGACAUGCUGAAGCUCUAAACCCCUUUGGAGCCCCUGGAUGCUGGCGUGCACCCCUCUCGGAGCAGGCGGUGUGUCAUGCAUCGAGCUAUCAUGAUUGGUGUUCUCCAGCAGAUAGCAGCAUCCCUGCUGGAGCAGGACCACACCUGCUCCUCCCAUGGGCUCUCAGCACCCAGGGCAGGAGCUCCGCUCAGCAACCAUGUCUGCAGCACAGCUGAACAGGGGCCAAACACAAGCUCCAUAUCUGGAUGGCAGCCUCUCCUCUUCCCAUCCUGUGUCUAUUUUGAGAAGAUGAUCAGUCCAAUCAGGAAGUUCAUUGCCAGAAUCAAUCAAAGCUUCUCGGUCAUCUACGUGGAGGAGCAGCCCCUGCAUGGGGCUCUGCAGAGCACCUUGGGGGAGGUCCCUUUUGGGAUGAGUCACGGCUCCAAGUAUGGCCGCCCAGGUUGCAAAAUGAUGGAUUUGCUGGUGCAUUUGGGGAGCUGGGUCUGCAACUACAGCCCUUCUCAGAACCUCAUGGUUGUUAAAAGGGACAAAAGGAUUCAAGUGAUCAAAUUCAGAAACCAUGACAGGCCUGGGAGAAAGCCCUCAGCUUGCAUGCUGCUUUUCUAUUGGUUGCCCAGCCUCUUCGGGGAGGAAUUUACCUUUCAUGGUGGCCCAAGUGCCUUCCCUGCUCGGGAAGGUCACAUAGCCACCGGCCAGAGUGGGCAGCGCUUGGGGAGUGUCGUCAAGUGAACUGAAAGGCGUCCAGUUCCUGCUUUGCCCCUGCUGGCUGUGUGGCCGCCGGCAAGUGGCCCAACCUCUCUGAGCUCAUUUGUACCUGCCAUCAUUGAGUGAUUAAUCCCUUUGCUGGUGCCAGUGGUGAAUAGCCAGCACGCGGUCGGGUCAAAGCAGCUUGUGGUAAAGGUGUGUGCGAGCUUCCCAUCAGCACAUUCUGGUUAGCAAGGCAGGACAUGAUCCUGGAAAUUUAUCGUGACAGAUUCGGGAAGUUGUAAUCUAGAUCACAUCUCUUGCAAAUCAUUGCUUCUGAGCUGCUGCUGCCAACUUCCAUGAUUUUAUUUCCCCUUUACCCUGGGUGCACUCGCUCAUGCACACACACACACACACACACACAUAUAUGACACACAUAUAGCUUACAUUUCCCCACAGUCUGCAGCUGAAACACCUAUGGGAAAUCACCAGGCGUCAUUUCAUAGGCCCCAACGAGCAGGCAUUUCCUGUUACAUGAAGUUGGGAUGGAAUUCAUUAUAUUACCUAAGCCUGUUUCCAUGCGAUUGCAGGGAAGGAUCUGCCUGGCAUGCUGGCUGUCUAGGUGGCAGUGGCUUUCCUUUGCAGGACGCAUCACUCUGCCCCUGCCAGCGCUUGCCCAAUUAAGGAACUGCAAUUAGAUGACAGUGCCAGCGUGCUCUGUGCUGCCCGUAAAGAGGAACGGAGGCUUCAUUCUGAUGGACAGAAUUGGGCCUUUUCCCACUCAUUAAUGACCUGAAUUAGAAUGGGAGGCUUUCUUUGUCAUUUCCCUUAGUUUCUGUAGAGCUGUAAUUAAGCCUCGUGUAUAAAUUCAGGAGAGUGAUAAGUGAAGGGAACGCUGUCACCCAUUCUAAGAUCCAGACUGUAGGCUGGGCAUGCAAUAGUAGGCUUUGGUUCUGGAAGGAGAUGCCUAAACCCCCUAGCGGAGGGGCUUUUUAAACAUGCAUUUGUGUAAUGAGUAGGUGGUAUUCGUGUGUGUGUGUCAGAUUCACAGGCUACAAAAGGUACAUGGGUGCAGUGGAAAGUUCCAGCCCAGUCGAGUAUAGCUCUCAGUCAAACUCAGCACGCGGUUUCCUAAAACGGGACCCCAGCUAAUUAGUUUAUGUGUCUAGGAGCAACCAAUUCUUGUGUGUCCUGUGGCUGGUUUUACAGUUAAGGACAGUGGGGCCCAGAGCAGCAAAAUGAUUCAUCUAAAGUCACACGUCUGGUUGUUUGGGGCGGCUGGGCUAAGUCCCUGCUCCCCACCCACCCCACCCCCACUGUAACACAUUCUCACCCAUGAUACGUAGCUGUCAGCAGCCCCAGGUAAAUGAAAGACAUUCUUUUCC
Messenger RNA from Hipposideros armiger (great roundleaf bat), 2358 nucleotides. RefSeq lists its product as uncharacterized. The coding region runs from base 365 to 1018 and encodes 217 amino acids. The record is from RefSeq and is a predicted model, not a curated record. The transcript is spliced from 2 exons. NCBI's taxonomy places the organism in Eukaryota, Metazoa, Chordata, Mammalia, Chiroptera, Hipposideridae.